GCGACAGCAAACCAGCAGCACAUUCCCACAUGUAGGACAUUCUCCGUCUGUCUCCUCUUCUCUCUGCACCUCUCUCUGACUGUGUCUUUACAAACCUGUUUUUGUGUCGAUGUUAAGGGGUUACCAUUAAAAUAGCAGAUAUGCCACUCAAAGUGUAUUAUUCCAGCGUGAGCAGCUCCUUGGAGAUGAAGAAAAAUCAGCAGUUAAUCUUCUCUGUCCUGGACUCCAAGAGUAUCCUUUAUGAACGUGUCGACAUUUCUCAGAAUGUGGACGAUAAGAAUAAAAUGAGGAAGAUUGCAGGAAACCCAACUGCGCUGCCACCGCAAAUAUGCAAUGGUGACAUCUAUUGUGGAGACUUCACUGCUUUUGAGAACGCAAUCGAGAUGGAACAAUUAGAGCAAUUUCUAAAACAGUGACGGCUAUGGGAUCAACCACAUCACCUUGCACACUGGAAUAUCUAAAAAUAUCCAGUUAAAUAUGGAUUGACAGAUGUUGUGUUUGGUCUGAACUAUAAGUUUAAGGAUCUGUAAAUGAAAAAUGCAUUUUUAAUUUGUGAGAUUAAAUCAAAUCUUUAAAUCUCUGAA
Paralichthys olivaceus (Japanese flounder) is the source of this 584-nucleotide messenger RNA. The record is from RefSeq and is a predicted model, not a curated record. Lineage: Eukaryota; Metazoa; Chordata; Actinopteri; Pleuronectiformes; Paralichthyidae.